Molecule: messenger RNA, 1371 nt
Organism: Colletotrichum truncatum
Lineage: Eukaryota; Fungi; Ascomycota; Sordariomycetes; Glomerellales; Glomerellaceae
Source: RefSeq, a predicted model, not a curated record
AUGGCGCCUCUUAUCCUCCACAAUGUCCCCGAUGAAGAACUUUACAUCGGCGAUGACGGCAUAAAACGCCCCUAUGCCAUGGUAUUUCCUCAACAAGACGGUCUCCCUGGCGCCAGAAAUCGCCGUGGUGCUCCAGAGACAGGCUCCUUUGGCAAAUCAACACGUCGAUCCCGCUCCCGCACCGGAACCCCCGCCCGCCGCGAAAACCCUACCGUCGCGGCCGCCGACAAGAUCUUUGGCGACUGGAUUUCUUCGCAAGCAGUAAACUCCAACCUGGCGGCACCCUCCUCCAACGCCACCGGUUCCGCAACAGCAGGUACCAAUGCAUCAUCAACCGCAGUCCCCCAACGCAAAACUUCAGGCCUCUCACAACCACCGCUUCUAGCAUCAGAUGAAGCGCCCGCCGUCGCAUCAGGACCCCGCCUCGCCCGCCACGAACCCACCGAAGUAAUCCUCCGUGGAUAUCGUUCCCCUUCUCAGCAAUACGCCGCAAUCUCCCACUACGAACAGCUCGCUGGGUUGAUCUGCGAAGACUACCCCCGCGAACCCCCUCUCGAACAGCGCCGCUACAAGUCCGAGCUACGUGACCCUGCCUUCACUCGCCGACGCGGUCUGACGCCCGAGGAGCGCGCAAAGGUCAACCGCGCAGACGGCGGCGAACACUGGGUAAAAGUCACCUUCGAAUCCGCCGAUGCCGCCGACGCAGCCAUCUACGCCAGCCCCCAACGCGUACUGGGUUACCUCGUGCACGCCGAGCCUUACAACGGGUUUGCGCCCGCGCGCGACGAGCCCAUCCCCGACGUCGACUCCCUAAUCUCAAUCCAAGAUGAGCAUAACCGCUCGCAGUCCGUCCCGGCAGGCAGCUUCGGCCGUCAUACGACCCCCCGCCAAAGGCAAAACAAGACCAACAGUGGCAAUCCCUUUGCACCCACCGCCAACCCGCGCUCCAUGAGCGACCUCUCCCCUCCCAAUUCCCUCACCUCCUCAAACACGAUCGAAACGGCCACGAUGUCCAACAUGUCCACCGCGACGGUGACAAUGACCGAUGCGCCCCCGCUGGAGCCGACCCAGUCUCUCCUGCAGACCGAAGACAGCCUCUUCUGCCGCCGCAUCCCCACGGCACGCAAGGCAAAGCUUCUCCCCGCCGAACAGGCCCUGCUCCCCCAGCAGAGCUACGCACAGCGUCUCGUCAACGCGGUGCCGUUCCUUAAGUGGUUCAGCGGCUCCAUGAUAGGGAACGAGGUGCCACGUACCGACUCGGGCGACUUCGACUGGAACCGCGCCAGCUUGUACUGGAAGGUUAUCUGGUGGCUCGACGCGACAUUCAGCCUCUUUGGGGGCGAGAUUCUGACCGCCGACAAGGACGACUGA